UGCUGAAAUAAAACAUUGCAUGUUUGCCUCAUAAAGCAGAUUUCCGGUUUGAACUUUGAGCUGCUGGGAACUUCACGACUAACUUGAUCAUGAUCAUGUGACAGAGAGAAGACGAACGAUGACAGAGCACCUGCUGAAAAUACUGAUUGUUGGUGAUGGAAAUGUUGGAAAAUCUUCCUUUGUAAACCGUUACAUCAGUGGAAAUUUCAACAGAACAUACAAGAUGACUGUAGGAGUGGAUUUUGCUGUUAAACUGCUGCACUGGUCCGAUGAAGAAAAAGUCAGGCUGCAACUUUGGGACAUAGCAGGCCAAGAACGCUUCAUAUCCAUGACCAGAAUCUAUUAUAAAGGUGCAGUGGGCUGCAUUGUGAUGUUUGACAUCAGCAGCUCAUCCAGUUUCCUAAGCUGUCGCCUCUGGAAACAGGACCUGGACCACAAGGCCAUGCUGCCGAACGGAGACACAAUCCCCUGUCUCCUGCUGGCCAACAAGUGUGACCUGGCUGAGCGGGCCGUGUCGGCAGACACUAUUGAUCAGUUUAGCGGAGCUAACGGCUUCUUCACCUGGAUGGAGGCUUCUGUCAAAGAGAACAAGAAUGUCGGAGAAGCCAUGAGGAGGUUAGUCCAGGAGAUUUUAUCUGUUCAUCUGAAGCCCUCACAGCCUCUGCCUGAAGGAAGCGUCUUCCUGCAGCAGGACUCUGAGUUCAACACCGACACUGGCAGAAGCUGCUGCUGACACAACUUGUUCCACAGCUGGACCCCAACAAACACAGCUAAUGAAUCCUCAUUGUGUUGGAAGCGCUGCUUCAAAUAGACUCACUGUUAUGAGUCUAAUUCUGUCUCAUGAUCAGAGCUACUUUCUAUAGGUCAAGGAAACAAGCUGGUAAUCAGAGCACAUUCACCUUUUUUGGUUGGUUUCUUUGUAUGGUUGAUGUUUUAUUGGAUGAAUGCCAUAAAGCAUUCAAUCCAUUGUUUUCCUGCUUCUCUUUCCAUCUUUAUUAUAGUUUCCUCUACCAUUUUUUGGCACUUAACUCCUACAAUUUUUCAGCUAUUUUAACCAUUCAUCUAUUAAAAUGUUCAGCUCUUUCAGCUUCUUCCAGUUA
Oryzias latipes (Japanese medaka) is the source of this 1100-nucleotide messenger RNA. Its product is annotated as ras-related protein Rab-7L1. Gene Ontology annotation, biological process: phagosome-lysosome fusion; endosome to lysosome transport. Gene Ontology annotation, cellular component: phagocytic vesicle; lysosome; late endosome. The record is from RefSeq and is a predicted model, not a curated record. NCBI's taxonomy places the organism in Eukaryota, Metazoa, Chordata, Actinopteri, Beloniformes, Adrianichthyidae. Gene Ontology annotation, molecular function: GTPase activity; GTP binding.